AUGGCUUCGCGUCCCGCCACCCCAUUCGAGAAACCCCUGGAGCCGGCCCUAACCCUCGACGAGGAAGCCGAGGCUCUCAACGGCUAUGUGAUCGACCCCAGUCGUUAUCCAAAUAACGCCGCCAGACUCAAGACAAGCUCCGACAAUCAAUUUGUUCUCAUCCCCCAGCCCUUGGACUCCAUCGAUGAUCCCCUCAACUGGGCUGAAACCAAGAAGGGAUGGAUCAUCGCGGUUAUCGCGUACAUUGCUCUGUUGGCUGAUUACACUGGUGGUUCUGCCAUCAUCUGUGUUAUUCCUCAGUCUAUUCAAUGGGGUCUCACUCAGGCCCAAGCUCAGAAAGCUGUCGUGGGAAACCUUUUUACCAUUGGUGCUUGUGGACUGAUUGUCGUCCCCUUCACAAGCUACUUCGGUCGGUGGCCAAUCUUGCUGAUAUUCCAAGCUGUUAUGCUGGGGACUUGUGCCUGGUCAGCUGCGGCCACUAGUUUCCAUUCAUACCUUGCGGCACGCAUCAUCAAUGGAUUUUUCUGCAGUAUCGGCCAGGGAGGUGCCCUGAUGUGGAUUCAAGAUAUGUUCUUCUUUCACGAGCACCCGAAGGUCAUCAACUACGUGGAAUUUUCGAUUAUCCUAAGCCCAUACCUUGGCCCCAUGUUCACCUCGUUCAUUGUUACAGCUGUGAGCUGGCGUUGGGCAUUCUGGGUGUGCACAAUAGCUUCAGGAAUCAGCUUGAUUCUCGUCUUCUUGCUUGACGAGACCCUAUUCGAUAGAAAGAACCCACCUGUUUCUCGGGGUACUUAUGUCUCUCGCCUUGUCGGAGCUCAUCAGGCUCAGUCCUUCCAGCACAAGAGCUUCAUCGAUUGUAUUUCUCGCCCCGCUGUUGCAAUCACCAAACUUCCCGUGUUCACAAUCCUGGUCUACUACUUCCUCAAUUCGGCUUGGGUCGUCGGCGUGAAUACUACCAUCAGUAUUUGGUUGAGCAACAAGUAUGGAUUCUCAAUUCAAAGCAUCGGCUUCUUUUACUUUUUCGGUGUAGUCGGUUGCCUUGCCGGUUGGUUCAUUGGCCACUUCCUUCACGACGCCAUUGGACGAUACUACUCCAAGCGACACGACGGUCGUCUUGACCCCGAAGCCCGACUAAUCAUCACAUACCCAGCCACUGGUCUCUGCUGCCUAGGCUUGAUCCUUCUCGGUCUGGCCUUUGAACACCACUGGCACUACAUGGCUAUCGCAGUCUUUGCUACAAUCCAACUCGUCGGCUUCAUGAUCGUCAGCACAGCCAUCAAUGCUUAUCUACUUGACGCUUACCCGGAGGGAUCAGGCGAGGUCGGUGCAUGGGUCACGGCGAGUCGCAACUGGGCGGGAUUCAUGGCGACUUAUAUCCAGAUUGACUGGGUGACUAGCAUUGGGCCUGCUAAGGCUCUCGGGAUCCAAGCUGCCAUUACUAUUGCGUCGCUUUUCCUCAUCGCUUUCUUGCAGGUCUAUGGCAAGCGGCUGAGAAAGCGCCAGGGCCGAAUGGAGUUCAAGAAACUUCGCGUUUGA
Messenger RNA from Penicillium verhagenii, 1536 nucleotides. Its product is annotated as putative MFS transporter. Gene Ontology annotation, biological process: transmembrane transport. Gene Ontology annotation, molecular function: transmembrane transporter activity. The coding region runs from base 1 to 1536 and encodes 511 amino acids. The transcript has 3 exons. The record is from RefSeq and is a predicted model, not a curated record. NCBI's taxonomy places the organism in Eukaryota, Fungi, Ascomycota, Eurotiomycetes, Eurotiales, Aspergillaceae.